CACGCUGAUUGGCUGGAGACGUGAAAAAGUUGCCUUCUUUCAAACGUCAGUCUCUCUUUCUUUAUGCACGACCAUACGUCCGCCUCCCCGCAGGGACACUCGCAUGGCAAAACAGAUCCCUGCUCUCAGUCGACGCCACACGCAGCAUGUGCUCACCCUCUCGCGUCGGGUCUGCAGACACAACCACCAACAUGCAAUAGUGCGGCAGACGUCAUCCCGUCGUCGACGCGUCCCGCGCCAUCACUAUAACAUGCCCACCAGUUGAUAACGCAGCAGACGACUCCUCCGCCUAUCACUUGAGGAUGCGCC
Molecule: messenger RNA, 309 nt
Organism: Fomitopsis serialis
Lineage: Eukaryota; Fungi; Basidiomycota; Agaricomycetes; Polyporales; Fomitopsidaceae
Exons: 3
Coding region: 64-249 (61 amino acids)
Source: RefSeq, a predicted model, not a curated record